AUGCUUACCCAUUCACAGCAAAAAGGGAUUAAACUCAAAAAAGAAGGCCAAAUCGUCUUCAGCCGGUCUCGGUCUCUGAUCUUCCCGUCUUCACUUUAUUCCCCGCCACCGCGUGUGCGAGUGACCGCCGCUGUUGAGCGUCGUUGUCGCUGCGACACACGUGUUCUAGCCUAUACCAUAUCGCCGCCCGUCCUUUCGCGCGUCGCUACUAGCGUCGCGUGUCGCCCAGUCGCCGUCGUAGCCGAAUCGCUUCUACCACCACCACUACCGUGCAACUGGUCAUCACCUGAAGAGAUAGCACGCCGAGUCGGCUUCAAUCGUCACAUACCACCCUAA
This is a messenger RNA of Strongylus vulgaris, 336 nucleotides long. The record is from the annotation of a GenBank genome assembly. Lineage: Eukaryota; Metazoa; Nematoda; Chromadorea; Rhabditida; Strongylidae.